GCGGCGGGACAGGAAGCGGCGCGGCGGGGUAGCGGGGCCGGGCGGGCGAUGAAGGCGCUGCGGGCGGCGCUGGCGCUGGCGCUGCUGCCGCUGCUGGGCCCGGCCGGUGCCGUGGAGCCUAUCAGCCUGGGGCUGGCCAUCGCGGGCGCCGCCGCCUCGGCCCUUACCGGCAUCAUCUCCUACCCGCGGCUCUACUGCUACUUCAAGGAGUGCUGCCUCCAGAGCCACGGACAGCGCGCCGCCGCCGUUCUACAGGAGAAUUUGGACCAGAGACUGUUCGGCCAGCAUCUGGUGAACAAGGUGGUUGUGAAGGCCGUGAAGGGCUUCUUGAACAACAGCAACUCCAAAAAGCCUCUUGCCCUUUCCUUGCAUGGGUGGACCGGAACAGGCAAAAAUUUUGUCAGUAGGAUCAUUGCCGAAAGCAUUUAUAAAAGGGGUUUGCAGAGUAAAUAUGUCCAUCAGUUUGUGGCAACUUUACACUUCCCUCACGCUCACAGCAUCAAUGUUUACAAGGACCAGUUGCAGUCGUGGAUUCGGGGAAAUGUGAGCAUCUGUCCCAGAUCUCUCUUCAUCUUUGAUGAAAUGGAUAAAAUGCAUGCAGGACUCAUCGACUCCAUCAAGCCAUUCCUGGACUACUACGAGUUUCUGGAUGGGGUGUCUUACCGACAAGCCAUCUUCAUAUUCCUCAGCAAUGCAGGAGCUGAAAAGAUAACAGAAGUGGCACUGGAUUUCUGGAGAAGCGGGAGGAGAAGGGAAGAUAUACUGCUCACGGAUAUGCAGAAUGCUUUGUCUGUGUCAGUCUUCAAUAACAAGAAUAGUGGAUUCUGGCACAGCACCUUGAUUGACAAAAAUCUCAUCGACUACUUCGUGCCCUUCCUGCCUCUGGAAUACAAACAUGUGAAAAUGUGCGUCAGGGUUGAGAUUGAAUCACGUGGCUAUGUUGUGGAUGAAGACAUUUUAACCAGAAUAGCCGACGAAAUGACCUACUUCCCUAGAGAAGAGAGAAUUUAUUCAGAUAAAGGAUGUAAAACUGUGGAUGCAAAGCUGGAUUAUUACUAUGACUUCUAAUGCUUUAUUGCUACAACCUGCAAAGAAGCAAAUUUAAUUUAAUUCCAAAGUGGAGAACCCAGGACAUUUCAAUUUUAAGCACUUUUUAAAGGAAGAAACGUUGUUUUUUAGCUGGUGUGUAAAUAAGUGGCAGUGCCUCUGCAUUUUUAUUCUGUCACUGGUUACAGCUCCCCAGCAUUUCGGCCUUGUGCUGCCAAGGUAAGAAAGAACUGCAUUGCGAAUGCAGGGGUCUGUGUCUGCAGUGCCGAAGAUUCCUCGCAGAUCGUGUGUGGAUCAUCAGAACCGUUUGGCAGACUGUUGGCAUGUGUAGAAGGACUGAGACUAUGACCUCAUUUUAAUUGGAUGUUGGUUUGAUGUGGGUGGUCUCUAGAUAAUGAGAAUUUUAAUCAAAGUUCCUAUGUCUGUGAAAGCCUCCAUGGGGCUGAAUAUUCCUGUAACUCCAUUAAAAGUAGGAUAUGUGUCUUUUCCCCGUUAACAGCUUGGUUCCAGUAAAGAUAAGGAAGGGAUUCUGUGAUUAAUCCAGAGUCUUCUCUCCAACAUUGUGACGAACCGUUGUCUUUCUCAAAACAGUGGUAUGAAUUGGCCUCGUAUGUGUCAAACCAGGAAUAUUAAAUUCUCUGGUGGGAAUGGUGUUCAAAGGGCAGACUUAAUAUUGCAAGGAAAUGAGUUUAAAUUCUUGAAUACCACUUUGGUGUAGUUGGUUCCUAUUUUUAGUAUUUUUUUUACAUAGAAAGUUGCCCUUGAUGUGCUCUCCCAGGUGUGAUCUCAGGAAGGAGAUAUUGUGCUGACUGGUGAGUCAGCUUCAUGGAAAGAGUAUGACUCAGUAGGAAACACAUACAGGUUAAGUUUUAAACCAAGGAAAUGGAAAUAGGUUUUUGCUCUCCCUCUACAUGUGGAAUCCGGGGACCAGAAUGCAGGGUUUCUCCUUUUGCCUGUUCUCACAAUGCCGUGUGCCUUCGAGGCAGGAGUGAAGACAGAGCCAAUGGCAUUUGAGGAAAAACUGUGAAAUGUGUCAAUUGAAGUUCCUGCAAGGAGUGUGAGACUUGUUUCUCCAUGUGGGCACUGCAGAGGCUUUUUUUCACUCCAGUUUCUGUGAAAAAUAAACUGUUCUCAUGAGAAACGUA
Messenger RNA from Cuculus canorus (common cuckoo), 2192 nucleotides. RefSeq names its product torsin-1A. Gene Ontology annotation, cellular component: nuclear envelope; endoplasmic reticulum; endoplasmic reticulum lumen. NCBI's taxonomy places the organism in Eukaryota, Metazoa, Chordata, Aves, Cuculiformes, Cuculidae. Gene Ontology annotation, molecular function: ATP binding; kinesin binding; ATP hydrolysis activity. Gene Ontology annotation, biological process: protein localization to nucleus; nuclear membrane organization. The record is from RefSeq and is a predicted model, not a curated record. The transcript is spliced from 5 exons. Bases 49 to 1068 code for a protein of 339 amino acids.